Messenger RNA from Arachis stenosperma, 1121 nucleotides. Its product is annotated as wall-associated receptor kinase-like 1. The record is from RefSeq and is a predicted model, not a curated record. NCBI's taxonomy places the organism in Eukaryota, Viridiplantae, Streptophyta, Magnoliopsida, Fabales, Fabaceae. Gene Ontology annotation, biological process: cell surface receptor signaling pathway; protein phosphorylation. The coding region runs from base 108 to 1121 and encodes 337 amino acids. Gene Ontology annotation, molecular function: ATP binding; protein serine/threonine kinase activity. The transcript is spliced from 2 exons. Gene Ontology annotation, cellular component: plasma membrane.
UAUAAUAUAAAGCUAGUUUCCUCAUACCACUUUGACAAACUACCCUCCAAAUUCCAAUUCACUUCCUGCAAGCAAUUGAAAAGAGAAAAGAAGGACCAAAACUAGAAAUGGACCAUGCCAAGAUUGCUUAUGAUUUAGUCAUGGUGGCUCUAUCCGUAUCUCUUAUAGUUCUUGGUGUUGUUCUGUUUCUUGCAUGCAAGAAAAAGCCGGUUGAAUCCGAGGAAACACUUCCGGUAAAAUUUUGUGCUCGUGCAUACCCUUUAAUGGAACUUGAUGCUGCCACUGGUGGCUUCAACCAUAGGAGAAUUAUUGGCCAGGGUCGCCUAGGAACGGUUUACGCCGCAACGCUAUCGAAUGCAGAGCUUGUAGCUGUGAAGAUGAUCCACCUUUUUCUUGUUUUGAGCAAUGCAAGCUUUGGAUUCUCAUCUGUGUUGAAGCGGCUCUCAUUGGCACAACACCCCAACGUUGUUCCAAUCAUAGGAUUCUCCGAAGCACCACGGGAAAGAGUUGUAGUCAUGGAGUUUAUCCGAUUUGGCAAUCUUUAUGAAUAUUUGCAUGGCCAAAAUGAGGAAUUGCCAAUGACAUGGGAUAUGCGUUUGAGAAUUGCAUCUGAGAUUGCAGGAGCAUUGUUUUACUUACAUUCAGCUGCUUCUCAACCAAUUUAUCACAGAGACGUGAAGUCAACAAAUAUUUUGUUGGAUGGAAAGUACAGAGCAAAAGUAGCUGACUUUGGAGCUUCUAGAAUGAUCUCUAUCGAAGAUACUCAUCUCACCACAGUAGUUCAAGGGACUUUUGGAUAUAUGGAUCUUGAAUACUUUCAUACUAGUCAAUUGACAGAAAAGAGUGAUGUUUACAGUUUUAGAGUCGUUCUUCUUGAACUAUUAACAGGACAAAAACCGUUAUCCUCCUUAGGAUCUAACGAAGCGAAAAGUUUGGCUUCCUAUUUUGUUCUUUUCAUGGAGAAAGAUCGUAUGUUUGACAUAAUCGAUGAUAGGGUGACAAAAGAAGGGGAGAAAGAGCACAUAAUUGCUGUUGCGAAUCUUGCAUAUAGAUGCUUAGAGCUCAAUGAGAAAAGUAGGCCAACUAUGAAAGAAGUCACAAGAGAAUUGGAUGAGAUCUGA